AACAAUACAAGUAAACAGCACAUAUACAAGGAUAUGGAGCAGAAGACUACAGUGGACCCCAAACGUGUGGCAGCCUUCUUCCGGAGAACCACCACAGGACCUGUAUGCCGUGUUCAGUCUAACUUGGAUCUCGAGGCCUGGCAGCUCUCGAAGGCUUACUACACCCUCAUCACGUACCUUAACGAUGUGAGCUCCGAGAUACAGGGAAUACAGAACACCGAUACCUUCCCGAUCAGCCAGAACAUUCUUCGGGUGACAGCCAUAUUCGAAAAACUGGAUGCCCUGAUUCAAAGCAAUCCGCCAGCGCCAGUCGUCCAAGGAUCUGGCUUGGAUCCGGGUAACAAGAGCUUUAGGCGGUGGGCGCACAACAUGCUGAGAGAUAUCUACCAAAUGGUGGAGAAAGCGCUACCGCCCAGCAAAUGCAGACAUGUGAAUGAGUUGGGCUGGUAUUUGUCAUCGUCCUUCGGCAGCUCCACCAAAAUCGAGUAUGGAACUGGAAAUGAGCUGAACUUCCUUUUCUUCAUUUGCUCCCUUUUUAAGGCGGAGAUCCUAACCAGGGAGGAGGACUUGGCCGCCUCGGCUCUGGUCCUAUUUGAUCGGUACCUUAAGUUCGUGCGCCGUCUACAGGUCACCUACUCUGUGGUAUCAUCAAACUGGAAUGGAGGUUACUCCCUGGAUAAAUUUCAGUUUGUGCCUUUUAUAUGGGGAGUUGCCCAGCUGUGUUACGAAGCGCCCUUCUCACCGCAGAAAAUGCUGGACGAAGACACCAUUGCGAAGUACAGGAAGAAUUACUUGCUGAUUGAUUGUGUGGGACAUAUGGCUAACACAUACAUCGGCACCUUUGCCCGCCAUUCCAGCCAACUUUGGUGCCUGGCCGCCUUGUCCUCGUGGACGAAGAUCCAUCGCGGUCUAAUGUUCAUGUUCACGGAUGAUAUCCUCUUAGAAUUCGAUAUCCUCAGUGCCCUGCGAUUCGGUGAACUGAUGCCCUUCGAGGAAGACAAAUCUGGUCGCAAACUUGGCAACCCUCGCCUGGGAGUGAUAUCGCCUUUGCGUCGGCAAAAGGGAGAAAACUUACAGGAUAGGGAUCAGGAUCAAGAUAUAACCUCCAAAAGCAAUACUCCUUCGAUCUCUAAUAUAGAGCUAAACGGGAACGAUAAUAAGAAGGCAGAAGACGACCACUUCAGCGAAGUUAUGUCCAACAGCGGACUCUCCGUGGGCAGCGACUGCUCAUCUCUCAGUAACGUUAGUGUCCAUCUGCCCACUUGGAUAGAUGACGUACCAGGCGUUAGCAAGAACACGUUUAAAAAUAUAUAGCUUUAUGGUUUGUCAUAAAAUUAUGGGUACAAUUCAAAAUGUAACUCUUUAUUUUAUCAAGGAAAAUUAUGUGAUUACCAAGUGUCUCUCAAAAUGGAGAUAAGAAUAACAUUUUUAUUAUUAGUUA
Drosophila eugracilis is the source of this 1441-nucleotide messenger RNA. Its product is annotated as serine/threonine-protein phosphatase 2A activator. The record is from RefSeq and is a predicted model, not a curated record. Lineage: Eukaryota; Metazoa; Arthropoda; Insecta; Diptera; Drosophilidae. Gene Ontology annotation, biological process: mitotic spindle organization. Gene Ontology annotation, molecular function: peptidyl-prolyl cis-trans isomerase activity; protein tyrosine phosphatase activator activity. Bases 34 to 1314 code for a protein of 426 amino acids. The transcript has a single exon. Gene Ontology annotation, cellular component: nucleus; cytoplasm; protein phosphatase type 2A complex.